UUUAUACCGGGGUACCGCGGCGGCGGCGGCAGGCCAAAGCAAUCGAUGCGGACCGGCGGUGCGGCGGCCGGCCUUGGUGGGCGCAGUCGUGAGCAAUCGAGGCCAGAGCGACGGCAUGCAGCGAACAUGGCGGCAGACAUGACGACGGGCGGGCCCCGGCGGCGCCUGGUACACCUGGACCUGAAGGGCGCCCCUCCCCGCGCCGCCUACCUGGCGGAGGUACUGCCGCUGCUCCGCGCCUUGGGCGCCAGCGGGCUGCUGCUGGAGUACGAGGACACCUUCCCUUACGCGGGGCCGCUGGGGCCGCUGCGGGCCCCGCACGCCUACAGCCCCGGGGAGGUGAGGGCGGUGCUGAGCCAGGCCCGGGCGCAGGGGCUGGAGGUGGUGCCGCUGGUGCAGACCUUCGGGCACAUGGAGUUCGUGCUGAAGCACAAAGAGUUCGCUCAUCUCCGGGAGGUGAAGGUGUUUCCCAAUGCCCUCAACCCGCACAAGGAGGAGUCGUUGGCCCUGGUCAAAGCCAUGAUUGACCAAGUCAUGGCACUGCACAAAGACUUGAAAUGGUUUCACAUCGGAUGUGAUGAGGUCUACUACCUCGGCGAAGGAGAGGAGUCAAAGCAGUGGCUGCAGCAACAAGACAACACUCCGGAGAAGCUGUGCUUAUCCCACAUAAAAGCAGUUGCAAGUUGUGUGGCCUCAUCGUACCCCAGCGUGACGCCCAUCGUGUGGGAUGAUAUGCUGAGAGGGAUAAGUGAGGAAACACUGGCAGAGUCUGGGGUCCCGCAGCUUGUGCAGCCGAUGAUCUGGGACUAUGCAGCAGACCUGGACGUGGAGGGCAAAGUGCAUCUCAUAGAGAAGUAUCGUAGAUGUGGCUUCUCCAAGGUGUGGUUUGCUAGUGCUUUUAAAGGAGCUACGGGAGUGAAUCAGUCUCUAACGCUUAUUGGACACCACUUAAAAAACCAUCUUCAGUGGCUGAAGGUGGCAAGCAAUAGCCCCGCUGAUGUCCUUGAAGGUAUCGCCCUGACCGGCUGGCAAAGGUAUGAUCACUUCUCUGUUUUGUGUGAGCUUCUCCCUGUGGCAAUUCCGUCCCUGGCUGUGUGUCUGCAGGCACUGGAGAACGGUGGCUAUUCUGAAAAGACUAAAGAAAAUGUGGAAAAGCUCCUGGGAAUGUCCAACCUGGAAACUGAAACUUUCAUGAGCACGAGCCUGGGCACCUUUCCUGGGAGCGAUAUCCUUACGCUUGUGACGCAAGUUAGUUUCUACCUCAAGUCAUCAGUGGAUGAACUUCUAGAGAGGAACAGAUACGUCACAGGCUGGUUCAGCCCCUACCACAGAAAAAGGAAGAUUAUUCAUCCUAUAAUAAUGCACCACUUCCAGCCGGAUGCAGUAAGUCUCCUCUCCAAGUGGAACGCCGUGGUGCAAGACCUCCAGGCAGCCAUGCAGCAAGUUUUCCACGACUGCACUGUGGAGGAGUGGAUGGAGGAGAACGUCCACCCCAGCCUCCAGAAGCUGCAGCAAGUGGUGGAUGAUUUAGAUAAAGCAAUAAAAGCACAAAAUUAGGGGCGUUUCAACUCCUCUGUCUUAUUCCGUGGGAAAACGUGGCUACCGGAAAUCUGCAACUAGGCAUGUAGCAAGAGUUUGUCAUCUUGAGAGUUGAAUCAAGAACUGUGAUUAAAGAAAAGUGACCUGAAGGCAUAAAGGAAUUUAUUAGCGUAGUAGGCUUCAACUCUGUUUUAAUUUUCCUGUCUUAACACGUUGCUGAGCCUUAAAUCACCUGCCCUGUAAGUCAGAUUUACUCCUUGUGCAUAACAGCACAGGAGUGAGUCAGAACUCAGCUGUAUUACAAGGCAGGAGAAAAAAAGUUUCUUCCAAAUCAAGUGUUUGUAGUAAUAGACUUUCUUAAAUUAUGGUGACCUGGAGAAGUUCCACAAGUUCUACUCUAGUCAGUAGCCAGCGUGUCCUCCCUUUGCAAUUUUGAAAUGCAUAAAGCCAUUGGGCCUAAAUCACGCUUUGAUUAGCUUCCGAUCAGGAAAUCACCAUCCGGCUUUUGGCCGAAGUCGGAGCAAGGACCUGCUGCCUGGAUGCUCCCUGGGGUGCAGCAGACUCUGACAGUGACAGCACAGCGCGAGGGAGCUCCAGAAAAGGGGCUUGUUACCAACAGUGAAGGGGAGACCUGGACUUUGAGGGAAAACUGCCUCAGCACAUGGGGCUGCUCGGCCGUUCCCCAAAGCACCACCCAAGCCAAGCCCAGUUUCACGCCCACAGAGAAGCCCCAUCCCAGUCACUUCAUGGCAUCUACUUUGCUCUGCAAACCCUGCCUGAGACCACAGGUCUGUCCACAUCUGAAGCACGACUGAAGUCUACUGAAUAUGAGGAAAAAGUGAUGGUUUAUUCUGCUUUAAUGAUGAACUUUUAAUAGUGCAUAGCAAUAUAUUUUGUGGACUUAACUGGAGCGUUAAGAUAAUCACAAUGGAAAAUCAUUCCAGGCUGGUGAAGUACACUACUUUGCCAUGACUAAUAAAAACGUUCUUUACUUGUUUGCUUCAUUUAUUGCUUUCUUAAAAGCCUUAUUUCGGAAGCACAAGUACCAAUAUUUUCUUGGAACAAUCUAUUAUAAAGAGAACAGGUGUAAAUACAGAAAGUACAAGUAGUGCAGCAUAAGACAAAUUUUAACUUGUUUAAUGAGAGCUACAGGAGUUAGGUCCACAUGCAAGUUUUUAUCUAAAAAAGAAUCAAUUGCUAUGUACACUUUAGUGACAAAAUUCACAUACCUUGAAC
This is a messenger RNA of Chroicocephalus ridibundus (black-headed gull), 2775 nucleotides long. It is a transcript of the gene HEXD, whose product is annotated as hexosaminidase D. Gene Ontology annotation, molecular function: hexosaminidase activity. The coding region runs from base 46 to 1557 and encodes 503 amino acids. Lineage: Eukaryota; Metazoa; Chordata; Aves; Charadriiformes; Laridae. The transcript has 12 exons. The record is from RefSeq and is a predicted model, not a curated record. Gene Ontology annotation, biological process: carbohydrate metabolic process.